This is a messenger RNA of Dunckerocampus dactyliophorus (ringed pipefish), 4573 nucleotides long. RefSeq names its product kinesin family member 16Bb (gene kif16bb). Gene Ontology annotation, molecular function: microtubule binding; microtubule motor activity; ATP binding. NCBI's taxonomy places the organism in Eukaryota, Metazoa, Chordata, Actinopteri, Syngnathiformes, Syngnathidae. The coding region runs from base 101 to 4132 and encodes 1343 amino acids. Gene Ontology annotation, biological process: microtubule-based movement. The transcript is spliced from 19 exons. The record is from RefSeq and is a predicted model, not a curated record.
AGGUGGUCUAAUUGAGUUUUGGUCUGUCGGAGUCAUAUGCUCGUAGUCCCUGUCCCCACGCACAUUUUCCACACGGAAGGCCGCAGCCCUUUCUGCCGCCAUGGCUUCAGUUCGUGUCGCUGUCCGAGUUCGUCCCCUUAACAAAAGAGAACAGCAACUGGCAUCCAAGGAGGUGACCCAUUUGGAUGGGAACACUAUAUUUUUGUAUAAGCCAUCAUCUGUUCAAGAGAAGAAGAACACAAAGAUCUUUUCUUACGACUUCUCAUAUGAUUCAACCGACAGAGGAAGAUCCUCAUUUGCAUCCCAGGAGACGAUUUUCAAUGAUUUGGGGCAUGACGUCUUGAAAGCUGCUUUUGAGGGAUUCAAUGCCUGUGUGUUUGCCUAUGGACAAACGGGAUCAGGGAAAUCCUACACAAUGAUGGGUCGCACUGAGGAAAAAGGUUUAAUCCCAAGGAUCUGUGAAGGCUUGUUCUCCAACAUAUCUGAAAGAAGCUCGGUCGACUAUAAUGUGUCAUUUCGCACAGAAGUCAGCUUUAUGGAGAUCUACAAUGAACGUGUGCAUGAUCUUCUCCAAAAGAAGACUCUAACCAUGGAGGGUGGAGGCCUAAGAGUGCGGGAACACCCGAGGGAUGGGCCAUAUGUGGAGAAUCUAUCUAAGCACUUGGUACACAGCUACAGGAAUAUGGAAGAGUUGAUAGCUGUCGGGAACACCAAACGUAUCACUGCCAGCACAGGGAUGAAUGACUGCAGUAGCCGCUCUCAUGCCAUCUUCACCAUCAGCUUCACCCAGGCAUGGUUUGAUGCUGAGUUGCCGCGCGAAAUGCUGAGUAAGAUCCACCUGGUCGACCUGGCUGGCAGCGAAAGGGCGAACGCCACGCGCACCUCUGGCAUCAGGCUGAAGGAGGGCGCCAACAUUAACAAAUCCCUCGUCACCCUCGGCACGGUCAUCUCAGCUUUGGCUGACCUCAGUGUGGGAGAACCGACAACCAAAAAGAUGAUCUUCAUCCCUUACAGAGACUCUGUGCUGACAUGGCUGCUGAAAGACAGCCUGGGUGGAAACUCAAAGACUACCAUGAUUGCAACCAUAUCCCCUGCGGAUGUGCACUAUGGCGAGACCCUGAGCACAUUGCGCUACGCUAGCCGGGCUCGAAACAUUGUGAACUCCCCGACAGUGAAUGAAGACGGCAGUUUGAAAUUGGUCAGGGAGCUGAAGGCAGAGGUUACCAGGCUCAAGGAGCUACUAGAAGAAGCCAAACGGGUUUCUCACAGAGGGCGGUCUUCCUCAUUGAAGGUGGAAGAGGAGCUGCAUCAGACUGAAGAAAAGGUUUGUACACUAACCAAGGAGUGGACCUGCAAAUGGGAGGGGACACGUGGUAUUCUGCAGGAGGAGGCGGUGGCUCUGAAGAAGGAAGGGAGUGCGGUGGUUUUGGACUGCCAGCUUCCCCAUCUGAUAGGCAUUGAUGAGGACUUGCUCAGCACUGGCAUCAGUCUCUAUUAUUUGAAAGAAGGCAAAACCCUGAUAAACCCUAACAAAGCAUCCUGCGGUGUGGAUAUUGCAGUUGGUGCGAGCGGGCUCGGCGGUGAGCACUAUGUGUUUGAGAACCACGCUGGGAUUGUGACUCUCAUCCCUCAGGAGGGUGCAGUGUGUUCAGUCAAUUGCGCUGUGGUAACUCAUCCCUGUCAACUGACUCAGGGUGCCAUCAUACAGCUUGGGAGAAGAACCACAUUACGCUUUAACCACCCCACCGAAGCUGCCCACCUCAGAGAGCAACAGCAGACUGUGCGGAUGUCGAGAAUCAGCCUGUGGCCAAAAUUGGAAACGCAAAAUCCCUCCAAGACCAUGCUUGCCACUCCAAGUGUGGUUGAUGUACUUACCUCAAGGACAACGCAGUCAAAACUGGUGACUUGCUCUUCUGACUUAAUGACAGAAGUACCUGGAAAAUGUCCUGUCCCUCCGACUAGUUUCAAUUUGGAAGGAGAGACACAACGGAAUGGGGUAAGCACCAGGGGUGACCUGGAAUGGGAGACGGUUCGGUGUCAUAAAUCACGGCCAGAGCUCAUGUCUGAGCACCCUUCGAGGGAAGCGGAGAACGUGGCUGAAGUAGCACGUUGCACAAGAAAGGAGGUGUGGUCAGGGGAUGCCAGCCUCCAGCAGACAAGUGUCCUGGGCCUAGGUGAUGGAUGUGUCAUGAAGCCAGAGGGGAAUGCUAAUGAGAUCCAAGGAGUUGUGGCUCAGUGCUACAAGGGGAGACCUGGCUCUGGUGGGAGCUCAUUAGGCAACGUGUCCCACCUUCAGCAUACAGGGGGAGAUAGCUCCAUAUCUUGCCCCCAACAGGCCAGCACUCCUCAGCUCAAGGAACAUGCUCUCGGCAGUCAGGGAUCCUGCCCUCUAUCUGAGGAAACUAUCUUGAAGGCACGACUGGGCUGUGGAGACUUGACAGACUGUGAAUGUUUGGAGCAGUAUGCAACAGAGGCCGAAGUCCCUGUGGGAGCUGAAGUUCAACAAUCAGGAUUGAAUGCCUUUGUCAACAGAGUGAGUUGGAUUGCCCAAGAUGCUCGGCAUUUCCUUUGGAGUAUGGCACUGCAGCCGCUUGGAAAGACAGAAAAGAAAGACAGACAAAAGCCUUUUGUGGCCUGCUGGUCCAAUCAUCUAAUUUCUCUCGUCAGGGAAAGCAAGGUCAUGUCUGUAAUUGACAGCCAAGUCUUCCCUCUGGUUCGAGGGAGCUAUGUCUUGUCACGUUUCAAAGGUAGUCGCAUGUAUUCAAUGGUCAAAGAUCUACCACUGAUACAGCACAUCCAGAUGGAGAUAAAGGGCCACCUUUGGGCAAGUGAAGCUACUAGGAUUAUGCAGGACUACGAUCGUCAAAACGCCACACAACGCCCAGUCUUGUCCCAGACACAAAAUAACAUCAAAUCGGAGUGUAUUCCAGAUCUGCAGUUACAAGAGCAGGACAUGGAUAUUGGUUUAAUACAGGAGGAAAUAAGUACUAAAUUACUACCUGUGAAAGACAAAACAAUUAUUCAUGCACCCACAGACGAGCAGCAGGCAUUCGAUAACUCUGCAUGUGGUCAAAAGAGUGAGGUCCAAAGAUUUUUUCUGAUGUUGAUUGACUAUCCCCUUCCCCUUGCUAACCUACAAAACCUCUCAUUGAGAGACCUGAAAGCCUCCAUACAGUUAGCUCUGUCCAGCACACUGCUGGAUAGUCAGAACAUUUUAGCUCUCUUUUGGAUGAAUGCAGCCAAAUGCAGCCAACCUGAACCUUGUCCUGCUCUCCUGGUCCUCUUGGAGGCGGGUCUUUAUACACUGACUGCGGAAUCUGGGCUGCUGGUGUUGUUCCAUCAGCUCCCCUUCUUGCAGCUGAAGGAGUUGCAAAUAAGCUUUGCAGGCCACGGUUUGCGUUUAAUGGGCUCAACAGAGGAAAGCAUCUUGGGUGUGUACACUCACAGCCGGAAGCUUACCAAAGAGGUGUGCUCAGCCAUACUAGGGGUCAUACAUCCUGGGGACAGCAGAGUCUCUCAGCACCCACUAUUUGAUGAUGACUGGAGGACACUCGGGGACAGAUUGUCGUUUGACUUACAGGCUUCUGUGCCAGACCUUGUGCUGGAUGCUGGUCUGCGGGUGUGCUGCCAGUUUCAGAGGAGUCUGGCAGAUCUGGUUUAUCUUCUUCACUGCAACAUGGAAGAAGAAACUGUCAUUGCCCUCGGAGAGGUGCAGCUCUUACUAUACACAAGCGUAAAAGUCUGCAUUAGCUCCGUUAGUGACGCUGAAAUCCUGGCCCAGCUUAUACUUACCGAUACCCACCUAGGUCUGGUGCAGGAGGAGGUUCUCUUUCAUCCAACCCCACGCUUUGUUUCUAUACAGGCCUGCCAUCCCCAGUUCCGCAACUUGCGUCUUCGUCAGCGCUCAGAUGUGCGCUGCAUGCUGGUACAUGAUGAAGACGCGUGCGGAUCUGUUAGACUGGAGUUAAUCCUUUCAAAUGUGAGGGACAGAGGUCACCCUGAAAGUGUGACCAAAGUAGCCAGUCUGCUUGCCCAUGCUUCUAAUUUAUCUCCACAGGCAGAGGUGUGGAAAUUAACUUUCCUUUGCUCCACCGAGGCUGCAUGCCUGAUUAAUCAUUUGUCAAAUGUCUGAACAACGGACAGACAGUAAUGAGCUGCUCAGCUUGAAGACAUACUGAGAAUUCCCAACCAGAGCGAAAGACACCUGUGACGAUGAAUACCAUGACCGAUUUUGAUGUUUGAUUCUUCUCUGCAUAAAAUUGAAAUUUUAUAUAACACGACUUUAGCUUGUACAAUUUUAAAAUGCUUGAACAAUUGUUCUUUUCAAUUUGUUUUAGCCACCACGACUACCCCCAUGUUCUUUUACCAUACUACACAAUGGUGGUUCAGUAGGACCAUAAACUGUAUGUAAGUUUAGUGUGAUAGAUACUACAAUAUUUACUAUUUUUUUUAAAGGAUUUUAGUUAUCUUGAAUAAAUGUUGUGAUUUAACUUAUAUAUGCUUGUCAGGUUUUUCAGAUUGAAUAUUUUAUGUAAUUGUAAACAGUUCUGUUGUUUCUGGGAGUAUGUAAAUA